Messenger RNA from Trichoplusia ni (cabbage looper), 3706 nucleotides. Its product is annotated as zinc finger protein 268-like. Gene Ontology annotation, biological process: regulation of DNA-templated transcription. Gene Ontology annotation, molecular function: zinc ion binding; RNA polymerase II cis-regulatory region sequence-specific DNA binding; DNA-binding transcription factor activity, RNA polymerase II-specific. The coding region runs from base 203 to 2938 and encodes 911 amino acids. Lineage: Eukaryota; Metazoa; Arthropoda; Insecta; Lepidoptera; Noctuidae. Gene Ontology annotation, cellular component: nucleus. The transcript is spliced from 3 exons. The record is from RefSeq and is a predicted model, not a curated record.
UUCUCUUUCCGCCAUUUUCAUAACGCUGAUAGUUUGGAGGUGUCAUCUCGUAAUUCUUGAAUGAGAUAUUUUAAUUUCUCGAAAUUGUUCCUUUCCUAUAUAUAUAUAUUCAUCUUUUCAAUACCUUUUGCAACUUCCGCUGUUGCCGUAGUAUGCAGAAAAGUAUUUUUUUUGCCGCUAAAGUUUCAUCCUAACCUAAAUUAUGGACGAAGAUAUUUUUCCUGAUUACGACGUUAUGAAUACGAAUAGAAGGGAUUCGACUUCAUUCAAGAAGUUGCUACGGUCGACAUCGCCUUCUAUCGUGAACAACAUCGACGACGCUGCAAAGGAUUCGGAGGAAAGUGAAAUAAAAUGUGAAGCUUUAUCAACCAAGACAGCAGUUGAAUAUUUACUGAAUGGGAACCUAAAAUCUGUUGUUUGUCGGUACUGCCUGAAUACCUCGCCUGCAUUAUCUGAACUGGACCAGGUGAUGCAGAUAGCGGGUACAGGAGCCCUUUAUAAAGUGACUAUAAGAGAAAUGAUGGCUUGUUUCUAUCCAUAUAAGGUUAACCAAGACCCAAACUUUCCUGAAAAAAUAUGUCAAAAUUGUUUAGAUAGAGCAUUGAAUGCAUACUUAUUUACUCAGCAGUGCGAAAGAGCUGAAAGAGCACUACUCAACUGUUUUGAUGAUAUUUACGAGAAACUAGAUAAGCUAGAUCCAAUUAAUAGGCCUAAAAAGAGAGGCAGGCAGAAACUCAACCCUAACUACAACAUAAUACAUGCAGAACAUGAAAAAGUCAUAGAUUAUGCAGAACCAGUUAUUAACAUAAUAAACAUUGGAGCUGAAUCAUUAACAAAAGAACCAGAAUGGAAUGAAUUUGAAUGUAAAAAGUGCUGGCAAGUACUCCCAAACAUGGAAUCUCUUCUCAACCAUGAGAUAACCCAUCCGAAAUUCAUGUGGUAUCACUGCCGCCUGUGCGGUAAAUCAUUCCCGAAACUAACCCAAUUAAAAAAGCAUCAUACACAAGUCCAUAUUCAUGGUAAAGGUCCAAAAUCAGCUCCGGAAAAGAAAUUCUGCUGUAAUGAAUGUGGUAAUACAUCGGACACUUAUUCACAGCACCUUCAACAUAUAGAAAAGCAUAAGUUUAAGAGGGUUAUGAAGGAUAUUAUUGAGAAGAAGACUGACAAGCUGUGUUUGGUCUGCUUAGACAAGGGUGCAGAUUUGGUAGAACUGGAUAAAAUGAUCUGUGUGCAUGGCGGACAUCCUGAAUUAAUGGGGGAUAAGACAUUGCACACUAUAUUGGCUUCUACUCUACCUGAUAACAAACCAUACAAAUACCGGGAGUUACAUGUGCCUCAUAAAGCUAAGAUAAUGACUAUCACCAAAAGAAAAAGGAAUUUUGAUGAAAUUAAGCCCAAGAAAGACAUAUUCAUUUUAGCAUUGCCUACAAUUAUAACUGAAGCUACAUUUAAGACUAAUCAUUUUUAUAAUUAUGUAUUCUGUGAACCAAAGCUGACUGAUGUUACUAAUGACAAUAAUAAUGAAAAGAAUGAUACUCCUAAAAUUACUGAAAUUGUCGAAGAAAGUAAUAAUAAUAAUGUAGAAGUCAAUGAAGGGAAAUCUGGAACCCGUGAUGAUGUAAUUGAUGAUGAAACUGAUGUUCUAGUACAACAGAACAAAUGUAUGACUGAUGAUAAAGAUUUAAUGGAAACUAAUAAUAAUAUUGUAAAAGCUGCUCUUAUAAGGGACGGAAAAACAAGGGAUUCUCAAGUUGACCUGACCAGGAGGACCCCUUCUUAUGAAUCAGAUAAUAUUAUUCAAAGUACUUUAGAGGAAACUGAUCAACCAACAAAAAAGAUGAAAUAUUCAGAUGCGAUUGUAAUUGAACAGGAAAUAACCAAACCCAUGGCAAUGGACCAACUAUUUAAGAUAACUAAAGACAAACCUGAUAAGUAUUGCUUUUCUUAUCCUAGUUUAGAAGAUGGUAAAUGUAAAAAUAUGGAAACUACAAUGGAUGAUAGCGAAACAGUUGCUUUUAAUAAAUAUACUUUUAAAUUUACUGAACCUGAUUAUGAAUACUCUACUACUAAUAAGGAACAAAAAGAAAACACAUCUACAGCAAAUAUCAGUGCACCUGAUAUGAAUUGGCUAUUCAGUAAAUCCACGAAAACUACUAAUUUGCUUCACAAAGAAGCAGAAAAUCUAACUCAGGCUAAAGAAAAUGAUAAAUGUCAGUUAUGCUGGGUUUUUAAACAUUUAAAACAAUGUGAAUACUGCAAGAAGCCAAUAGAAACAGCACAAACUAACCAUGGAACUCCAAAAAAUGCUAUAGAAGCUACUUCUAAUCUACAAGAUACAGUUAAUGUUGAACCUAAGGCUCAACCACAUAAAGAUCAUAAUAAAAUUGACAAGAGUCCCUCAUGGCAGUGCAAAAUUUGUCUCACUGAAAACAAUCCAGAUAGAUUUACAUGCGUGUGUUGCGAAUCAAAUAAACGUACCGAUAAUGGUAAUAUCAAAAUCACAUUCGGUAACAAUCACUUCUUUGCAAAUCUACAAAAAGAUACUCUGAAAGAAAAAGAUACAAGUUUUGAAAAUGAAAGAAAUAUAGUACAUGAAGCGACAGUUGUUGAAUUUAAGGGUGUGAUUGAAAACGAAAAUAAAAUUGAUGACUCAAUUGUUUUGAAUGAAGAUCUGACUGCCCAAAUGGAUGUGGAACCAGACUAUAAUGCCAAAGAUGAACAAAUGGAUAUUGAAGAAAACCCUUCAAUACCUAAUGUCGUACAGAAUUUCUUUGCACCAAUGAAUGCACCAGUAUCUACUCCCUUACCUAAUACUCUUAAUACUUUACCAUACUUUAGUACAAACUUACAAUUUAAUAUUGGUUCACCAGGACUGGGAAAUAGGAAACCAAGAAAGUUGAGGGUAUCUAGAACAAUGUCUAGAGCUUUUCAUAAGUAAAUAAUGACUACCUUUGUCAUUGUGCUUGUUCACUGUUGGACAGAGGUCCCUACAAACUUUGCACUUAUUAAAAACGUUGUUCAUUGGUUAUGGUUAGGGAUUAUGGCAGAAUUUGUCAUCUUUUUUUUGUAUAUAGUUCAUACAAAAAAAAGAUGACUAGAAAAGAUUUUAUUGAUUUUGCCAUUAACGUAUGAUUAGACGAAAGAAAAGUCAGGAAGACGAGAAAUAUUUUCAAUAAUAACAGCUUUUUACAGCAUAUUUUAAUUUUUAAAACCAAAUCAAAUAAAAUUUUAUCUUUAGCUCAGUCGUAAAACUGAUCGUGAACACUUCAUUUGCUGUCAUCUGUGGCCGACGAUACUCAGCCUCACGAUAUUGUGUCACCUCAAUUUGCUAGCAGACAUUCUGGGGUAGUGAUGUUGUAGCUUUAUGACACUCCUCAGAAUAAGGCCGAGUUUUUCGACAAGUAUAAACCUGUUUUUUACAUCAUAGCGAGCCGCCCUAAGUCUUGACUAAUCAGUCCUUCCAAAGGUGAAUGCCGCUUGUGCAGUCUAGUGCCCUUUACCUUAUCCUGGACGUCAAGGCAACGAAACUCUUCUUCUCCUCUAAUUUUUUAUCACAGCUUGUUGGCCUUACCUAAAUUACAUUGGGCCAAAAGUUAAAAUUUCUUUUUUUUAGUUGUUAGAUUACAUAUCGGAGUCUAGACAUAUAUUUUACUACUAGCUGUUGCCCGCAAUUUCGUCCGCGUGGUUAGAAGAUAUAAAUUAGGAA